Purpureocillium lilacinum is the source of this 1773-nucleotide messenger RNA. The record is from RefSeq and is a predicted model, not a curated record. Lineage: Eukaryota; Fungi; Ascomycota; Sordariomycetes; Hypocreales; Ophiocordycipitaceae.
AUGGGACGCAAGCCCACGCCGCAGCCGCUCAUGCUGGCAGACUCAAACGCCCUGGAGCAUAUUGCCAGCAGCGGGCCCGCAUCCACUGAGGCGGCGGCACAAGGCUUGUCACCCGCCGAAUCCAAAUCGUCGUCCUCGCACCGCUCCUCUCCCCUCACCAGCAGAUUUGCCCCUAAGAGGCCGCAAACAGGGAAGCCUGCCCUGCCCCCCGGCGACGGCUCGAAUCAUCACCAACAGCCGCACCACCAGCGAUCACAGUCCGCCCGCGACGAGCGCCCUCCCGUCUCCGCGGCUGCGCUUCCUGCGUCCCACGCCCCCGUCCCCCAGACGGUGACGCGAUCCACAGCUACCGACGGCAAGAAGUCAAUCAAGAGCGGCUUCUUCCACUUCGCCAAGUCGUCCAAGAGCUCAAAUCAGCUCCUCAACCUGCCGGUGACGCAACCGAACACGGAAUCGCGGGACAAGGCGUUAGUGACAGACGGCGAUCAAACGAGCGUUCGUCGAAACGAAGCAAACUCGCCCUACGGACAAGGCUCGCUAGAGAAGCCGGCUACACCGCUCCCGUCCCGUUCCGAACUCUCACUUUCCUCGACGGCAGCCGAGCACGAACCCGCUCCAAUUCCCUCUCCGGGCAAGAAGACCAAGUCCAAACCUUUUGGCAUCCUCAGCCGCACCAAGUCUGCGCGCGAAAACAAGGGCAGGACCAGUCCUCAGCUCUCCACUGCCGCGCUGCCCAGCGCAUCUACCAGAGCGGAACCUCACGAGGAUAAGGGCUUGUUCGGGAAAAGUUCACGAAGUGGGAGCACCACGGAGAGGGAGCCCGUCAUUGACGAUGAGCAUUAUGUCCUCAAGGUGAUCAAUCUACCUUUGGUGGAACAGACACGCUUGACACGCAUCUCGAAACGCCUGGAGAACUCGAGAGACAAGACCGAGUUUUGGAUGCCUGCUUUCCCAUGGCGGGCUAUUGACUAUCUGAACUACAAGGGCUGCGAUGUAGAGGGCCUCUACCGAGUUCCCGGGAGCGGUCCGCAGAUCAAGAAGUGGCAGCGGAAGUUUGACGAGCAAUAUGAUGUGAACCUGUUCGAAGAAGACGAGUUAUACGACAUCAAUAUUAUUGGCUCGAUGCUCAAAGCCUGGUUACGGGAGCUUCCGGACGAGCUCUUCCCCAAAGAAGCCCAGGAAAGAGUUGCUCGGGAAUGUGCCGGCUCGACGGAGGUCCCUCAGAUGCUGAUCGACGAACUCUCAAACCUCUCCCCGUUCAACUACUACUUGCUAUUUGCAAUCACAUGCCACCUCAGCCUCCUUCUCGCCCAUUCGGACAAGAACAAAAUGGAUUUCAGAAACCUUUGCAUCUGCUUUCAACCAUGCAUGAAGAUCGAUGCAUUCUGCUUCAAGUUUCUGGUGUGCGAUUGGAGAGAUUGCUGGAAAGGUUGCAAGAGCGAAGCGAAGUACAUUGAGUCAGAAUACAGGCUCUUUGAUCAGCCUCCCCCGCGCGGCCUCUCUGAACCUCAGCGGCCAGCGCAAAGCGAAGAAGUAGACAACCGUCAGCUGUCUUCUCCCGACAGCACUUUGCACUCGACGAAUGGGGGCACGGAGGCACCUGUUCAGUCCAAAGGCCACGGCAACCACCUUCCGAACUCCAACGUCAGCAUCCACUCCAACACCUCCUCCGUCUCAAAUGACAGCCCUCGAAGUCACCGUGAAGCCGCGCAGACUGCGAGGGACUUGCGGCCACUUUCACCAAUUCAACCGUUGUCGCCUAUCGGGUUCUGA